Messenger RNA from Neofelis nebulosa (Clouded leopard), 868 nucleotides. RefSeq names its product SNRPN upstream reading frame protein-like. The record is from RefSeq and is a predicted model, not a curated record. Gene Ontology annotation, cellular component: nuclear speck. Lineage: Eukaryota; Metazoa; Chordata; Mammalia; Carnivora; Felidae.
GGGCUCUUGCCUGUUGCAUUUCCCCUCCCGGCGCUCCUUUCUACAGGUGGGGACUACAAGCGGUCCGUGGCGGCAGUGGCGAGGAGGGGCGUCGGUGAAGCUCGCGUGUUGGUUGUGCGGGGGUGGCCUCGCGGAGGAGCGGAGGAGAACCCACUGGGAUGGGCACUAGAGUGUUACAAUGAUCUGCGCAGAGCGGAGUGGUCUCCGAAGAUGCCUGAUGGUCUGUUCUGAGGAGCAGCCAGCAGCAUGAUGGACCCAGCCAGGGACCACUUACACCUGAGACGGACUACAGAAAAACUCCCAGAGAUGGAAGUCCAAGUCAAGAGUCACCUGUACCCAAGGAGACGGCGGCAGCAGCAGCAAGUACCUGUGGUCGAUUUCCAGGCGGAACUGAGACAGGCAUUCUCAGCCGAGAUGCCAAGAGGUGGUUAAAGUGGUAUUGGAACAUCUAGGUAGCUGAUUUCCAAGUGAAGUAAAAAUAUUAUCCAUGGGGAGCGGGGGUGGUGAUGGUGUGGGACCUCUUACAAUGAUCUACAAGACCCUCAUGAUCUUAUCUCCAACCUAGUCACCUCUCUGACUUAAUUUUGUACAACUCUUCAGUUUUGCGCUGGACGCAGGGCCUCCUUGCUAUUCUCCACACACAGUCCUACCUGGGCCUUUGCGCUAGCCGACCUUUGUGCCGGGGAUGCUUCCUGGACCCCUGCCCCCUCCGUGAUUGACUCCCUCACCUCCUUCAAGUCUUUGCUUGAAGCAUAGCACCUUCUCGUGUAACCUCUUCUGAGCACCCACUAACAGCUAACACACUAAUUAAUUUACCUAUUGUGUCCAUUGUUGAUUUUCUCCCACUCCCUCUGCCCCUUCUACAAAA